AUGGGUCUCUUAACCUGUUUCUGUCUUCUUUUGCAGGUCUUCUCUUUAAGCACAGUGCAAGCUCUUUCCUUGACCAGAGAUACCAUUGAUCAAUCAUCGACUAUUGAGACUCUCGAAUUUUCGCAAGAUCCCCACACAAUCACUGGCGCUUCUUCAUUCCAGGUAGAAUUCGAGGUACCACAUGAGAAACAACACAUCACAUUAAAUUUACAACCAUCUCGAAAUAUUUUAUCACGCCUCACGACCAUCGAGCAUAUCAAAUCCUCGCCUAAUAACGAGGCCAUCGCGGACUUGAGGAGCGGACCCCCAUUAUUAUACAGGGGAGCAGCUUUUGUUAACGAUGCCGAGAAGCAGACACAAAGAAGAGUAGGAUGGGCACGAGUUAUGGUCAGAUUCCGACAAGGCCGACACAUUAUUGAGGGCACCUUCACGAAUGACGGAAUGUAUCAUCAUAUUUCACUGGAUUCAAAUUAUCGCCAGGCACGACAGCAAGGCAGUGAGCGACAGGAAGGACCACAGAAGAUGGUAGUCUGGAGGGAGUCACACGACGACAGUAAUAGUAUUAUUGCGCAGAGGUCUUCCCCACAGGCUUCGACGUGUGAAGCCCAACGAUUCGACGAUCGACGUCGCCACGAAGGAGCAUUUGGGGGCGAACAAACAGACGAAUCACACAGUCCCACGCUUGGGCAUACUCGAAGACAAACACCAAACGACUGGUUCGAUCCCGCUGACUACAUCGGAUCGACCGACGGAUGCCCCUCAUCGAGGAGAGUCGCGUUGAUAGGAAUCGCAGCCGACUGCUCAUACACAGCAGAGUUCAACUCUAUGCAGGACGCUCGGGACAAUAUCAUCUCUCAAGUCAAUGUCGCUUCGCAGCUCUAUGAAGAUACCUUCAAUAUCGCUCUGGCAAUCCAAAACCUGACAAUUAGCGAUCCGUCUUGCCCGUCAACUGCCCCCAGCUCAAUGCCCUGGAACCUUGGGUGUACCGCGAACGUCGAUAUCAGUGAGCGCCUGAACCUAUUUACUCGAUGGAGAAGUAGAUUACGCGAUAAUAACGCUGUUUGGUCUUUAAUGACUGCGUGCAGAAGUGGUAACACUGUUGGGAUAGCCUGGAUCGGAAGUCUAUGCAACAGAUCACGGGGAUCAUCAUGGCGAGGCGGUGGUGUUGGAUCAGCAAACGUGGUGGUUCGUACAGCAGCCGAAUGGCAAGUCUUUGCGCACGAACUGGCGCAUAACUUUGGAGCAGCCCAUGAUUGCACAUCCAGCGACUGUGGGACUACCGGUUAUUCCCGGUCCGACAAUUGCUGCCCACUGAGUCAAUCGACCUGCGAUGCCCGCAACCAAUAUCUCAUGAACCCACAGAGCUCACCCGGCCUUGAGGAGUUUUCGCCCUGCACCAUCGGCGCUAUCUGCACCGGCAUAGGACAAGAUCAAAUUGAUACGAGCUGCCUAGUAAGCGAGGACGAUGUCCCUGAUGUCAACGACAGUGAGUGUGGCAAUGGGAUCGUGGAGCCUGGCGAGACGUGCGACUGUGGCGGUGAGAAUGGGUGCCCAACGGACUCUUGCUGUAAUCCCUCUACAUGUCAGUUACGAAAUGGCGCAGAAUGUGAUCCAGCAACAGACGGAUGUUGCACCGACGAAUGCCGAGUUGCUCAGAGCGGCCUAGUCUGCAGAGAGAGCACAUCGGAUUGUGACCCGGAGGAGACAUGCGAUGGGAGUUCAAGCCAAUGCCCCAUCGACGAGCAGAAUUGUGACGAAGAUGAAGAUUCUAGAACCAAUGGAUCCGGAGGGAGCUGGGUCGACAAUAACCGGACAGUUAUCAUUGCGACUUCAGCUUCUGUUGGCGGGUUUGUAAUCCUGUUGGCGCUUUGUCUAGUCUGUUCCUGCAUUCGAAAGAGGAGGAGGAGACAAAAGGGUACUCAACUUCAGAGUGGUAGUUUUAGCGACGGGUUAAAUGCCCCAGCACUUGGGAACACUGGAGGAGUUACUCAAAUGCCGAGUGCACCGCCCUUGGUACAUAGAUACGCAUAG
Messenger RNA from Fusarium sp. VM40, 2031 nucleotides. The record is from the annotation of a GenBank genome assembly. NCBI's taxonomy places the organism in Eukaryota, Fungi, Ascomycota, Sordariomycetes, Hypocreales, Nectriaceae.